This is a messenger RNA of Triticum turgidum subsp. durum (durum wheat), 1299 nucleotides long. The record is from the annotation of a GenBank genome assembly. NCBI's taxonomy places the organism in Eukaryota, Viridiplantae, Streptophyta, Magnoliopsida, Poales, Poaceae.
AUGGCGAUGGAGUGUGACGACUGGGGCGACGGCGGCGGCGACAUGAACGCCGUCCCGGACGGCGUGGUGCAGCACAUCCUGUCGAUGCUCAGCAACGUCCGCGACGUGGCGGCGUGCGCCUGCGUCUGCCGCCGCUGGCGCGACUGCGUCCCCUACCUCCCGGCGCUCUUCUUCCCGCGGAACGCCUUCGACGCCGCCGCCGUGGGCGGGGGCGCCGCGGACGAGGCCAUCGGCCGGAUGGUGGCCGCCGUCUCGCGGCUCAGGGAGCUGGUCAUCUACUGCCCCUUCUCCAUGGCCCGCCUCCCCGCCUGGCUCGCCAUGCGGAGCGCCUCGCUCCGGGUGCUCGAGCUGCGGAUGGACGCGGCCGCCGACAAGGAGGCGGCGGGCGGCGGCCACCUGGACUGCGUCGCCCUGGCGACGGGCCUGGAGGAGCUGAGGCUCUGGGGGGUGCUGAUGACCAACGCGCCGGCGUGGGGCCGGCUGCAGCACCUCCGCGUGCUGGAGAUCGUGGGCGCGCCGCUGCGCGAUACCGCGAUCACGGAGACCGUCGCCGCGUGCCCCAACCUCACCGACCUGUCGCUGCUUGGCUGCGACUGCUCUGGCGAUGUAUCCAUCCAGCUCGCUAUGCUCCAGCGGUGCCGGCUCGACUUCCUCGGCGGCGGCAACUGCUCGCUCUUGCUCUCCGCGCCCCGCCUCGAGUCACUCGAGGCCCAGGGCUUCACCUGGAUCAGCCUGCGGGGCGGCCACAACCUCCGCCGCCUAUCGAUCGCCAAGAGCACAGGGAGGGUGUAUAAGGUGGACACCGGGAGGCUCCCAGAUCUGGAAUACCUCUCGCUGCGCGGUGUCCAGUGGAGCUGGGCCGCCGUCAGCUCGGUGUUGCAGUGUGCGAGCGAGGUGAAGCACCUUGUGAUGAAGAUUGAAUUCUGCGGUGAUUUUGAUGUGCUCCAGCCGUUCCCGGAGAUCGAUUUGGUCGAUUUCUUCAACGGCCAUCCCAAGCUCACCAAGUUUGAGAUCCAUGGUGCGAUGUUUGCUGCUCUGUGCCAGAAAAACAGCCUGAAAAACUUGGAUUCAAGAUUCUGCAUCCCUUGCUUGGAAGAGCUUUUGAUCACCGUGCGCUCGCCUCUCAAUGCCGAACAGAAGUUGAGCACUCUUGAAUCGCUUGUGAAGUACAGUGUCAGGCUGCAGUCGAUGGUCAUCCGAAUCUCACAGAUGAAGAAUUGCCAUGAUGCUGCUGAUGAUUUCUUUGAGGAGAUAUGUAAGUUCAAGUACAUCAACUACAGGAAAGUGCGGAUUGAAUAA